Amaranthus tricolor (Joseph's coat) is the source of this 1049-nucleotide messenger RNA. RefSeq names its product ras-related protein RABF1. Gene Ontology annotation, molecular function: GTP binding; GTPase activity. Bases 132 to 734 code for a protein of 200 amino acids. The record is from RefSeq and is a predicted model, not a curated record. The transcript has 8 exons. NCBI's taxonomy places the organism in Eukaryota, Viridiplantae, Streptophyta, Magnoliopsida, Caryophyllales, Amaranthaceae.
UUAUUUUUGGAAAAAGUACAAGAUAGUGGACCGACCAAGUCCUCGAUUACGGGACUUCCAUUUCUGCAACUCAUUCCAUCAAAAAUCCCAAACCACUUCCUCUGUAAUCGUCGGUAGAUCUUCGUCUGCCAAUGGGUUGCUCUUCCUCAGUACCUGAUAGAACUACUAGAGGACGGAUUGGUCUUAAUCCUGGCACUGAGCCUGCAUCUGAUGCCAAAAACUUAAAAGUUAAGCUUGUGCUUCUUGGAGAUUCUGGUGUUGGAAAAAGCUGUAUUGUUCUUCGUUUUGUGCGUGGUCAGUUUGAUCCUACUUCCAAGGUGACUGUUGGAGCAUCUUUUCUCUCUCAAACAAUAGCAUUACAGGAUUCAACUACUGUUAAAUUUGAAAUAUGGGAUACUGCUGGUCAAGAGAGGUAUGCUGCGCUUGCUCCCCUUUAUUAUCGAGGAGCUGCAGUUGCAGUUAUUGUAUAUGAUAUAACAAGUCCUGAAUCUUUUACAAAAGCGCAAUAUUGGGUAAAGGAAUUGCAAAAGCAUGGGAGUCCUGACAUAGUCAUGGCUUUGGUUGGAAACAAAGCUGAUCUUCAUGAACGCAGAGAUGUACCUACGCAGGAGGGGAUUGAAUAUGCAGAAAAGAAUGGAAUGUUUUUUAUUGAGACCUCCGCAAAGACUGCUGAUAACAUAAAUCAAUUGUUUGAGGAAAUUGCCAAACGACUACCCCGGCCUGAUUCGUCAUAAUAAGUGGAGCUCCCUUCCUGCAAACUGUUAAAUUUCAGAAUGCCACCCUGUAUAAAGGUCAAUUCUAGCUUGUUUCUAGUUUAAAUGUAUGUUUAAGUUGCUUUUGGUAUAAUUUACUAUUGGGAUAAUGAUUUAUGUACCCAAAAGCGAUUGCUAACACGUUUUCAUUAUUUGAUAUUCAUGUUUAUUAAGGUCAUGAUUAAGUAAGGUUUUCUCUUAGUCUCGUGUAUAUCGGAUGAAAAUCUGUUCUGUUCCACGUUGGUUCAGCUGAAAUGGUGAUUUAUUAAAGACUGUAUUAUGUAUCGCUUAACUGUA